Messenger RNA from Girardinichthys multiradiatus, 1842 nucleotides. RefSeq names its product protein phosphatase 2 catalytic subunit alpha b (gene ppp2cab). Gene Ontology annotation, biological process: mitotic cell cycle; peptidyl-serine dephosphorylation. NCBI's taxonomy places the organism in Eukaryota, Metazoa, Chordata, Actinopteri, Cyprinodontiformes, Goodeidae. The transcript is spliced from 7 exons. Bases 195 to 1124 code for a protein of 309 amino acids. The record is from RefSeq and is a predicted model, not a curated record. Gene Ontology annotation, molecular function: protein serine/threonine phosphatase activity. Gene Ontology annotation, cellular component: cytosol.
ACGUCUUUGCUCUUCAGGUUGACGCCUUUCCCUCCCCUUGCUCAGUUUACUUGCUUCAGUUUACAGGAGAGAGGCAAAGACUGGUGUCCGCAGUGGCUGCUCGGUGAAGCUCCCGGGAAGACGCUUCUUCUACGAGAUCAAUCAACGUUUCGGUUGAACAAAAAGUAACUAUUGCUGUUAGAAAAAGCACAAAAAUGGACGAAAAGGCGUUUACGAAAGAGCUUGAUCAGUGGAUCGAGCAGCUCAACGAAUGCAAGCAGCUGUCCGAGGGACAAGUGAAGACGCUAUGCGAAAAGGCAAAGGAGAUCCUGACGAAAGAGUCAAACGUCCAGGAGGUGAGAUGUCCGGUGACUGUGUGCGGUGACGUGCACGGCCAGUUCCACGACCUUAUGGAGCUGUUCAAGAUCGGAGGGAAAUCUCCAGACACAAACUAUUUGUUCAUGGGAGACUACGUGGACAGAGGGUACUACUCUGUAGAAACAGUCUCUUUGCUUGUAGCACUUAAGGUACGUUUCCGGGAGCGCAUAACAAUCCUCAGAGGAAACCACGAGAGCAGACAGAUUACGCAAGUCUACGGUUUCUAUGACGAGUGCUUAAGGAAAUACGGAAAUGCCAACGUUUGGAAGUAUUUCACUGACCUGUUCGAUUACCUCCCUCUAACUGCCUUGGUAGACUCUCAGAUUUUCUGCCUUCAUGGAGGCCUAUCACCAUCUAUAGAUACAUUGGAUCACAUUAGGGCUCUGGACCGCUUACAGGAAGUACCACACGAGGGUCCCAUGUGUGACCUGCUGUGGUCGGAUCCUGAUGACCGCGGCGGCUGGGGCAUCUCUCCUCGAGGAGCUGGCUACACGUUCGGUCAGGACAUCUCGGAGACUUUCAACCAUGCCAAUCGCCUCACAUUGGUGUCCCGAGCCCACCAGCUAGUUAUGGAGGGAUACAACUGGUGCCAUGAGAGGAAUGUGGUAACGAUUUUUAGUGCUCCCAACUACUGCUACCGCUGUGGUAACCAGGCAGCCAUCAUGGAAUUAGACGACACUCUCAAAUACUCCUUCUUGCAGUUUGACCCUGCACCUCGCAGAGGAGAGCCACAUGUAACCCGCCGCACCCCAGACUACUUCCUGUAAAUCCUGACCUCUUCUAUCAGCUCUUGUACAGUCAAGUCCAGUAUCGACAUUUUAUGACUUUGAACCAAUAUCGACAUGAAUGAGGAACACAAAACUGAGACCAGGGUGAGGGGGGGAAAAAACAGCAGUGCACAUUGGAAAUCCACACAAUGACCUAUUUAAGCUUUUUCUAAUAGGAGUGUGUCUAUGGAUGGACAAAAUGGUGUGUGACAUAAUCAUUGCAAUGUUCAUUGCCGAGGACUCGUAUUUAAAAUCUCCUUUUCAGACUAUAUAUAACGCAGAUAUAAAUUCCUCGUUCUGUACAUAUGUAGCUGGGCUGAUCAAGUCUGAGAAAACCCUGCAGCUGUUUGAGAUCCACCGGUCACAGAUUUAGUUGACGAGACCUGAACAUAUGUUUGCACUUUUGUACAGUUAAAUACAUUUAUGAAAUUUGUAUCAGAUGUCGAAGAUAGGCUUCACACUACCGAUGUUAAGUUUUUAUGUUCCUCCCUGUUUUUCUUUUUUUUUUUUGUAAAAGUUCCAGAUAAGUCCAAAUAAGAAAAGCUUGCCACAAGUUUGUUUGUCUCCUGUAACUUAUAAUAAAACUCCUUCCUGUGCAGUAACACAGCUUGGUUUAUAUAUGAUGGAGUUUUCAUCCUCAUCAACCCACUUACUCUUUCAACUUCAGACUGUAUUUUAACUAAACAAUUAGAAUAAUAAAGAUGGCUUCUUGGUGUCA